Caenorhabditis angaria is the source of this 3527-nucleotide messenger RNA. The record is from the annotation of a GenBank genome assembly. NCBI's taxonomy places the organism in Eukaryota, Metazoa, Nematoda, Chromadorea, Rhabditida, Rhabditidae.
AUGUCUGCGGCGGCGGCGGAAAAUAAUGAUAAUGAAGAAAAUGAUAGAAAUGGAUCUGGAUCAACGAAAUUUAUGUCUUCGAUUAAUGGAUUGGUUCCCUCCACGAUUUUUGAUAGAGGUGAGGGUUUUUUGGGGAGGCAUUUUGGGAUAGGACCAGGUCUGAGCGUGCUAACGUUGUCUUAUAUUAAUAAAAUCUAUCCGAGCCUUUAUUUGGCCUUUUUUCAAACGUGAAGCUCAACUUGGACCUAAAAAGACCCAACUCUGAUCAAUAUCAAUUUUCAGUAAAUUCUGACAUGGACGAUUCCGAAGAAAUGGAAGAAAUUCGAGAAAUAUUAUACGAAAUGAUCAAAAAGAAUUUCUCAAUGGGUGUUUCUGCUACACAUUUAGCCGAAAAAUAUCAUGAAGAGUGAGUACUCUUCAAGGAUUUUAGUUUGAACCAAAGUCUAUGUUUUUUUCAAGAUUUGUAUCAAAAGGAUUGGGACGUGAAUUACCGGAAGAUUGGAUUCAACAAGUCACCGCUGCUGAAGAAUUUGAAGCUCAAACUCGUGGGCCAAUUACGAUUUUAUUUGUGAGAUUGUCGAAUACUUCAUCCUUCAAAAGACCACCAAUUAAUUCAGUUAAUGUGAGAGGUUAGUUUUCUUCGGGUGUGGGGAAUUGCUUGAUUUUCCCCCAGAUAUUUUCAUGUUCAGAAAAAUUUACUGCUUCCAUGUUAACAUGCUUCCAGCCUUCUAACCUCUUAUUACUAACUUGUUUGUGUUGUCUAAUCGUAUCUGAAAAGUGAGUUUUUAUUGUUGUUUUGUUUGUGGUCCAUGUGCAUUUUUCAUACCUGGACUGAGAAAAUGAACGGUCCAUGUGUGAUUUUCCCCCUAAUUCUAUGAAAUUUUCAUAUUUCUAGUUAUUUCCACUGAUCGUGAACCGACUGCUGAUGAAUUGAAAAAAAUCAAAAUUCGGAAGGAAAAUGAGCCACUUGAGCAUGCGAAAUUAGUAAGUUUUCUUUCAAAAUCUAGUUCAAGUAAUGAUCUACCUAAUUUCGCAGUUCUCAAAAACAUCGCCAGCUUUAAAACAAUCUGCUCAAGUAUCAGUUGUUUAUUCCGAAACCGCUCUUCGAUUUUUCAUCCGCGCGAUCUCGGAUGAUGAUCAAUAUGAGAGAAUUGGAAGCACUUUGGCUGAAAUUUAUGCGCAGGAAACACCGCCUUCACCUUUGGAUAGUCGAGUGGCGAUUUAUGUGAGUUUUUUCAAAUAGUUUUGAGAUCGGAAAUUUUUUUCGAAAAAAAAAAUGAUAAAUCAGAUUUCCGUGAAUAUUUCUUGAUGAUCAAAAAUAGGUGCUUUUCAAACCUGAAAUUAGCAGGGAGCAAACAAUUGAUAUUUUAAAGUUUAUGAGAAAGUUAAUCUAAGGUUAUCUGGAUUUUUUAUUGGCCAGAUUUAAUUUUAGGACUUAAAAACAAAACACCAAACAUUUCUUGCCCCUUUCACCAAAAAUAUUAUCUCAUUAAGGAAAUCGUAACUGGCGGUGCUUAUGCUCUUCAAGAUUCAAAUGGCGCCUGGUUCCGUGUGAUCGCAAAAGAACCGCCAAAAUCUGGACAUGUUCAAUGUCAUUUUGUUGAUGUUGGAGUAUGCGAGCUUUUCCCUGUGGCAGCUCUUCGACUUUUACCACCAGCUGUUCAUCCGGUUAUGUCCAGUAAGUUACUUUAUUUUGGGAAUGAAAUAUGAAACAAGAUUUUUUUUAGUUGGAUCAAUGGCGAAAGAAGUUCGUCUAGAUGUGACUGAAGAAGAAGCACUGAAGUUUAAUAAUCGAUUUAAUGAAUUGACUUCGGAGAAAAAAGAUGGAACACAGAUUUCGAUUAAUUUGAUUGUAAGUUAUUCAGCCAUCUUUGAGUUCUAGAAAGAAAAUGAUUAUAUUUUCAGCUCAAAAGUUUGGGAGAAUCUGAAAAUGGAAAUGAUUUGCCAAUUGUUGAAUUAACAAAUUUGGAAGAUCAAUCAAUCACAGAAAUGCUCAAAAAACCACAGGGAGUUGUUAGGUAAAUAUUUAAAAAUGAUUUUGUUUCAAAAAUUUCCAAAUUUUUUCAGACUAACUCUUCAAAAUAACAACACUCUGAAUAAAACUAACAAUAAUAGUGUUUCUACAAAACCUGCAACUUCUUCUGCUGUUUCGCUGAAUGUUUUAUUCGAUAAACCGCCGACGGUGAGUAUUUUGGGAGGUUUUUGAAGGGGGUUUUUUUGACUAGAAAAUGCAAAUUUGGGUUUCUAGGCCACCAAAAAUCAUGUUGGUUUUUCAUGCCAAAUACAAAAAUUCUCUAGGAAUAAUCUAGUUAUUUCCGAAAUUUUAAUAAAUGUAAAAAAAAAUAUAAAUUUUCCAAAAGACGUGAACUUAUUACGUGGCAUUUUCAAAUUUCAUUUUCCCAAACAGAUUUUCCCCCGACCAUUUUCAAAAAAAUGUUUCUAGAUCGAACCGAUGACUGUUCAACAAAUGCCAACUUCUUCGUUCCCAGCAAAUGCGAUUUUUGCUGCCGGACCAACGGAUAUUUCAUUGCGACAACUUUCCUUGGUAUGUUUUUUGAGGAGUUCAAUUGAAGGGUACAUUUGGGACCCUCGAAAAUUUCAAAUUCUUUACAUUAUUUUUUUGCAGGAUCCAAUGCCUGAUUAUAUGUACUCGAAAUUGAAUGAGGAGUGCGAACAAACCGAAUCAAUUCUAGAUUCAAAUCCUGAAUUCGGGGGAUUCUACGGAGCUUUUAUUGAUGAUCGUUGGGAACGUGUUCAGUGUAUAAGAUCGAGUAAAAUAGGUUAGUUUUAUUUUUUGAUUUAUUGAUUACGAGUAAAAUUUUUUUUUUAGAUAAGCAAGCAUAUUGUGUUUAUUUACUCGAUGUUGGUGCAUUUCAAUAUGUUCGAAAAGAAAAAAUGCGACGAUUGAAUUCGAAUUCGCCGUUCAAGAAAAUGUUGAUGUUCAAGUGUAAGAUUACUGGAGUGAAACCGUUGACUGGAGAAGUUUGGAGUCGCGAAUCGCAUGAAGCUGUUAGGGAAUUCUUUGAAGCUGCUUGUGGAGAAUCGGUUGUUGUGAGUUUUUUUUUGGAAAUUGGCUUUGUUGAGAAGGGGAAGCUUUUUUUGCAAAAAAUAUAUGAAAUUUUGAAUUCUGCAAUUGUGUAAAUAGUUUCAAAACUAAAAUACAAUUUUGGUAGUCUAGAAAUCCGAAAAUUUAAUUUAUUUUUUGAUUUUCUAUAUGACAAGUUCUAGAAGAAACUGUAAUUCAGAGUACGAUUUACAAUUAGAAAUAUUUUUGAAAAAUUCAAAAUUCUCUCACAAAAAUCCUAGGCUUUCCCUUCCAAAACCCAAUAUAAUUUAAGGUUGAGCCAAGUGGUAGUUGGUCUCAAUGGAAACAAUUAAAUGCUCCAUCAGUUCCAAUGUGCGAAGCUCGUCUUUCUUGUUGUGGUCGAGAUAUAAGCGAAUGGCUUAUUACCUGUGGACUUGCACUUCCUCUCAAUUCUCCUUCAGCUCCUCAAAAUUUGCUCACAUUUGCACAAAAUCGAAGUUAG